CUGUUUGCGUCACGUGACCUGGCACUCGGCGUGACGUCAUUUCCGCUCCGGGCCUGCCAGCUGAGAACCGGAGGGACCUCGGACGCACGUUGACUAAAGGGACCCAGAUUUCCAGACAGAUUGCUGACGGCUCCGAGAUGAAUAGCUCCACAGGUACACGUGUAGUGUAUAACGGCGGCAAGCGACCUACAAGCAGCACGCGCUCUCCAAGCAGUAGUGAGAUAUUCACGCCAGCCCACGAGGAAAAUGUGCGCUUUAUCUACGAAGCUUGGCAAUGUGUGGAGAGAGAUCUGAGGAACCAGGUUUCUGGCAUGGAUCGAGGGCUGGUGGAGGAAUAUGUAGAGAAAACCCCAAGUAAUGCUCUGAAAUCCUUUAAACCUGUCGAUCUGAACGAUUUGAAGAGGAGAAACACACAAGACCCCAAGAAAUCGUAACCUGACCGCGUGACAUUUCAGUUUGGACGCACUUUUAUUUUCCUCCAUUUCGGUUCCUUAUUUCUGACAUAAAGAGGCUGCUCUUGAACUUUACGUUGUGGACUAAGCAGAGUUGUCCUGAAACGGGAUCUUCAACUGCCCACAUCCUUUAUGAGCCUGUCUGACCCACAUCCUUUGCGUCCUAUACCCACAUACUGACAGAUUACUGAACUUUUUAUUUCUUUUUAACGGGAAGCUGAGUGUGCGGGCAGUAUAUGCGUUCUCACCUUGUGCUGCCACUCUGGAGUUUCAAAUGGAAUCGCUUAAAAUUACAGCUUGACAGGCUAUUAAAUUGUUCAUACUACUGUGUGGACCUGUGCACCUUCCUAAAGGCCCCCGAAAGGGUAUAUUUGUACAAAUAACAUCUUUUACGUGUUGGAAGACACUAUUUUAUAUUGUGUGUGUAUUUGUACACUCAUUAAUAAUACAACUAUAUCACCAGUGUCAUAUCAGCCUUGUGAAAGCAGAGGAACACAAGGUAGAGUGGUGACAAGUGUAUCACAGCCCCCUUACCCCAAAGAGGAGUUUACCUGCUUGUGAGUGGAUGUACUUUACAUUUGAUGGUAGACAAGUUACUUAUUGCAGUGACAGAGUCCAUGAAAGGUGGGAAGUACAUUAAGUCCUUACAUAGAAAUCAGUUCACGAACUGUUUAAUAAAUAAGGCUUUGGCAGUCAUCUCCACCAACAUCCCUUAGUACGGCCAUGCAUUCAUAAUCCGCCCCACAUUUGACGUGCUUCUCAUAAGGGAGACCCCACAAUGUAAUGGUAAAUUGGCUGCAUCCCCCGACCUUCAAAUUUGUGGAUUUUAAACCCUGUUCAAAUCAAUCAAUGGAUAAACGUUUGUGCUAUUUUUGUCAAACAUUUAGCCCCACAGUCGCGAGUAGGAAAUUAUUUUAAUUAUUUAAAUGUUUAGUUAUGACCCCAUACACAGACGACUUGUAGGGGAAUUGUCCUGUUUUCCCUGAGCCGUUUUAUUCUACUGAAACAUAUGGUAGAGGUAAACAUAUAGCGCUGGCAUCUUCGGAGGUGUAAAAAACGCUUUUUGACUUCAUUUAUCUGCAUUACAAAGCGGACACACGUGUGCUGUGACAUCCUUCCAUUGAUGGCUUGUACACGUAUGCUCCUUAACCGUAUCAUGAGAUACGUUUACUUUGUAUACCAGGCUGUGCAUGGGCAGCCUGGCGCACAAUGUAACAUUAAACUAAAAGUAACGUAGCAUAAAAAUUAAAGCACAAAUCCUGGUUAACUUUUAACUUGUGCAAAUAAAUGAAAGGUAAUAGGGUAAAAUGAAAUAGAGAAAAAAAGAUCUAUGCAUUGGGUAGUUGUUUCAUAUGACUGGUGCAGUUUAAUUGGCAAGUGUGUGGUUUUUGUUCCCCCUUUUUUUUUUUUUUUUUAUCUGUUACUCUGGAAUAUUCACAUUUGUUUUAAGUUAGCGCAGUAAAAUCUGUCGCACCUGG
This is a messenger RNA of Pelobates fuscus (common spadefoot toad), 1930 nucleotides long. It is a transcript of the gene MCRIP1, whose product is annotated as MAPK regulated corepressor interacting protein 1. The coding region runs from base 138 to 434 and encodes 98 amino acids. The transcript has 5 exons. The record is from RefSeq and is a predicted model, not a curated record. Lineage: Eukaryota; Metazoa; Chordata; Amphibia; Anura; Pelobatidae.